Messenger RNA from Penicillium longicatenatum, 1518 nucleotides. RefSeq names its product bestrophin family protein. The record is from RefSeq and is a predicted model, not a curated record. The transcript is spliced from 7 exons. Lineage: Eukaryota; Fungi; Ascomycota; Eurotiomycetes; Eurotiales; Aspergillaceae. Bases 1 to 1518 code for a protein of 505 amino acids. Gene Ontology annotation, molecular function: chloride channel activity.
AUGGGGGAUGACUCUCCUACAUCGCCUAGCGAUGCCACUCCUGGCAUUUCCAGCGACAAUGCCCCUCUACCAGUUACCACCGACCUCCACUCUAAUGACCAUCACCAAACCGCCCCAGUCCACCACAAGGAAAAAGAGGAGCUGAUGCCCCGCGUCAAGGCCAUGACUCCUCGGCCGACCUUCAUGGAGAAUCUCGCCAAUUCCCGUGAUAGACAGUUCCAUCUUAGCCGACAGGACUCGAGUGAAUUGGAACGGUACUUUCACGGACCCCGCGACAUGGAUAAGCACUCUAAAUGGCCGAUUUUCAUGCGUUUGCACGGAAGUGUCAUGCCGAAGAUGAUUCUGCCCAUGUUACUGGUCGCGAUCUGGUCGACCAUCAUUACCUGCAUUUCGGAAUUUGUGCAUAACCUUGGUAUUAAUGACAUCCUUCUCACCGUGCUGGGUUUCGUGGUGGGUUUGGCAUUGUCUUUCCGUAGUUCGACUGCCUAUGAACGAUGGGCCGAUGGUCGUAAAUACUGGUCCCAACUGAUCCAGACAUCUCGCAACCUCGCCCGUACCAUCUGGAUUAAUACCGGUGAACGCGAAGGGGAGCUUGGAAAGAAGGAUCUUCUCCGCAAGCUGUCCGCUAUGAAUCUUCUUCUCGCUUUCGCUAUUUCUCUCAAGCACAAGCUCCGCUUCGAGCCUGAUGUUGCGUACGAGGAUCUUGCCGGUUUGGUGGGAUACCUGGAUACAUUUGCCCGUGAAGCGCACGACCAUAAUGUUGUUUCGCCGCCUCCCAAGUCGUCUUGGAAGGCCGUGGGCGAGUAUCUGGGUGUUUCGUGGGCCGAGUCUAAUCCCCGUAAGCUGAUUAAGCGUUCCAAGAAGCCAUUGGGUCAUCUGCCGUUGGAGAUUUUGCAUCAUUUGUCUGCUUACAUUGAUUCCAUUGUUGACAAUGGAACGCUCAAGUCUGCGUUGCACCAGGGACAGGCUAUUACUAUGAUGGCCACCCUGAAUGAGGUCCUUACUGGUACUGAGCGGGUGCUGGACACCCCUCUGCCAUCCGCAUACUCGAUUGCGAUUUCGCAGAUCUCCUGGAUCUACGUUCUUGUUCUUCCGUUUCAAUUGUACAAUUUCUUGUCGUGGAUUACUAUCCCGGCUUCCGUUGUCGCUGCAUACAUCAUUAUCGGUCUCGCCACUAUUGGUAGCGAAAUUGAGAACCCCUUCGGUCAGGAUGUCAACGAUCUCCCACUCGACACGUACUGUCGCCAGAUCGCCCUAGAACUUGAUAUCAUCACUGCCGUGCCGCCGCCCAAGGUUGAUGACUUCAUGGAACGUGAUGAUAACCUCGUCAUGUUCCCCUUGAGUCCUCGCGGUAUCACGGAGUGGCAGGAGCGGAGUGUCGAGGAUAUUCGUGCUGCCUUGGCUGCGAAGGUGGUAGCGAAUGUGAACUCGUCGCUCGAGUCUUCAGAUGCUUCUAAUGCUUCUAAUGCUUCUACCAUUAUUGGUGCCGGGUCCUCGAUUGGGAAGCAAUCUGUCUAG